AAAAAUAUAGGGACCAUUUGUUAAAUAUACAAAGAAGAGAGGACCGUCAGCAAAUUUGCUCCAAAAACAUGUACAAAAAUUUAACUAUCGACAGAACAGUCUGAAACGCCAAAUCAUAUUCAUCCCCGCAAAGAGAGAUCGAAAAGCUAGGGUUAGGGUUUCAGAUUCACAUUUCUAUCUGGAAACAAAAUGGCGAUGAGGAAAUUCUACAACGAGAUAAAAGGGAUGAAGGUGAAGGAAUUGCCGGCUCACUUGAAGCCGAUUUUCACCAUCGACUACGUGAAGAAUUCGAUCAAGAGCGGUCUCGAUAGCUACCACGCCAAGUACAUCCAGACCAGUUCAAUCGAACCUCUCUAUCACAUCUGCUUUGGCGGAAUGAUCUUCUCCUACCUCGUUGCUCUCCCCGAGGAGCGUCGCCACCUCGAGCACCAGCAACACGCCAAGGAGCAUGGUGGCCAUUGAUUUUAGUCCACUUUUCGAUCUGUUCUUCAUAUCAUAAGUUUCAGCAAAGUUUGAUCGGUUGAUUUCGUGAAGGAUAAGCGUUGGAGUCAGUUGGUUGCUUCUUCUAUGUUUUAAUUUUGGAUGUACCCUAUUAGACACUGAUAUGUAUUUGUGGGGGGCACAGCAUUGACUGAGCAAAUAAGUUUGUAAAACUUUUAUAAAUUCUGAGCAGUCAGUUGGUAAGCGCUCUUCUUCUUAUGGUUUUGUGUUUCGUUUGUGGUUACUGAUCACUCCAAAACAAACAAAUGUGUCUUGAUUUUUGUUGCCUCAAAUGACUUUUUGAGGAUGAAACCUGACCUUUGUCUAGUGAAAUGUUUGUGUGGAUGUCA
Molecule: messenger RNA, 830 nt
Organism: Camellia sinensis
Lineage: Eukaryota; Viridiplantae; Streptophyta; Magnoliopsida; Ericales; Theaceae
Source: RefSeq, a predicted model, not a curated record